Molecule: messenger RNA, 1998 nt
Organism: Cercocebus atys (sooty mangabey)
Lineage: Eukaryota; Metazoa; Chordata; Mammalia; Primates; Cercopithecidae
Product: cytochrome b-c1 complex subunit 1, mitochondrial
Exons: 13
Coding region: 432-1874 (480 amino acids)
Cellular component (GO): mitochondrion
Molecular function (GO): metal ion binding
Source: RefSeq, a predicted model, not a curated record
CUUUCAGCACCGCCUUGUGGUCCCAGGUAAGUUUCCACUCUGGUACUUCAGCCCUGGGCUCGAACCUGCGGACACACUGCGGCUGCAACGCCCCACCCGCCAGACCUCUACUCGGAGUACGCAGCGCGGCUGGUGAGAAACAUUGUGCACUCUGACUUCCACGCGUGGAAUGGGGAGAUGGACCGCACGGCGGGCAAACCUGCUCGGGCUGAUGGACGGCAGGCGGACUGUGUGCGCAGGCACGGGCGGCAGCACUGAUAGAGCCAGCCAGCCAGCCAGCCAGCCAAAGCCAGGCCAGCACAACUGACGGUCCCGGAUCCCGCCAGGAGGCGGCCGAGCGCCAACUUUACGAUACUGCGCCUGCGCCACGACCGCCAACGCGCCUACUCUACGCUUGCGCGGCGCAACUUAGAGCCGACUAGAGCUGGAAGAUGGCGGCGUCCGUGGUGUGCCGGGCCGCUACCUCCGGGGCACAAGUGCUAUUGCGCGCCCGCCGCUCGCCGACCCUGCUGCGGACGCCAGCCUUGCGGAGUACGGCAACCUUCGCUCAGGCGCUCCAGUUCGUGCCGGAGACGCAGGUUAGCCUGCUGGACAACGGCCUGCGUGUAGCCUCCGAGCAGUCCUCUCAGCCCACUUGCACGGUGGGAGUGUGGAUUGAUGUUGGCAGCCGUUUUGAGACUGAGAAGAACAAUGGGGCAGGCUACUUUUUGGAGCAUCUGGCUUUCAAGGGAACAAAGAAUCGGCCUGGCAGUGCCCUGGAGAAGGAGGUGGAGAGCAUGGGGGCCCAUCUUAAUGCCUACAGCACCCGGGAACACACAGCUUACUACAUCAAGGCGCUGUCCAAGGAUCUGCCAAAAGUUGUGGAGCUCUUGGGUGACAUUGUGCAGAACUGUAGUCUGGAAGACUCACAGAUCGAGAAGGAACGUGAUGUGAUCCUGCGGGAGAUGCAGGAGAAUGACGCAUCUAUGCGAGACGUGGUCUUUGACUACCUGCAUGCCACAGCAUUCCAGGGCACACCUCUAGCCCAGGCUGUGGAGGGGCCCAGUGAGAAUGUCAGGAAGCUGUCUCGUGCAGACUUGACCGAGUACCUCAGCACUCAUUACAAGGCCCCUCGAAUGGUGCUGGCAGCAGCUGGAGGAGUGGAGCACCAGCAACUGUUAGACCUUGCCCAGAAGCACCUUGGUGACAUCCCUUGGACAUACGCAGAGGACACUGUGCCCGCUCUUACUCCGUGCCGCUUCACUGGCAGUGAGAUCCGCCACCGUGACGAUGCUCUACCUUUUGCUCAUGUGGCCAUUGCAGUAGAGGGUCCUGGCUGGGCCAGCCCGGACAAUGUGGCCUUGCAAGUGGCCAAUGCCAUCAUCGGCCACUAUGAUUGCACUUACGGUGGUGGCGUGCACCUGUCCAGCCCGCUGGCUUCAGGUGCCGUGGCCAACAAGCUAUGCCAGAGUUUCCAGACCUUCAGCAUCUGCUAUGCAGACACGGGUUUGCUGGGUGCACACUUUGUCUGUGACCGAAUGAAAAUCGAUGACAUGAUGUUCGUCCUGCAAGGGCAGUGGAUGCGCCUGUGUACCAGUGCCACGGAGAGUGAGGUGGCCCGGGGCAAAAACAUCCUCAGAAAUGCCCUGGUGUCUCAUCUAGAUGGCACUACUCCUGUGUGUGAGGACAUUGGUCGCAGCCUCCUGACCUAUGGCCGCCGCAUCCCCCUGGCUGAAUGGGAAAGCCGGAUUGCGGAGGUGGAUGCCAGUGUGGUGCGUGAGAUCUGCUCCAAGUACAUCUAUGACCAGUGCCCAGCGGUGGCUGGAUAUGGCCCCAUUGAGCAGCUCCCAGACUACAACCGGAUCCGUAGCGGCAUGUUCUGGCUGCGCUUCUAGGCGGGAAGCCUGUGUAAACAAGAGAGCUGGGCUGGGGCUCGUGGUCCCCCCACCACAAACACAGCACUCCGGCUCCUCUAACCUGUGCCGCAGGUGACCACCAAUAAAAUCUUCUGCUGAGAAA